CGCGUUUAACGGGCUCAAGUCUUCCUCCCAGCGAGGAGAAGUGAAGUGCCCCGCCCCACGGACAGGCAGCAGGCAGCACACCCUCCGCACCGAGCGAGCCCAGCCGUCGGUAACGGAGAAGAUGGCAGAGCGGCAACAACCGAAACACGAAGGCAGGGUAAAGAUCGGCCAUUACAUCCUCGGCGACACGCUCGGAGUCGGGACGUUCGGGAAAGUGAAGAUCGGCGAGCACCAGUUGACAGGCCAUAAAGUCGCUGUGAAGAUCCUGAACAGACAGAAGAUCCGCAGUCUCGAUGUCGUUGGGAAAAUCAAGCGUGAGAUCCAGAAUCUCAAAUUGUUCAGACACCCACACAUCAUCAAGCUGUACCAGGUGAUAAGUACGCCUACAGAUUUCUUCAUGGUCAUGGAAUAUGUGUCAGGAGGGGAGCUGUUUGACUACAUCUGCAAAAAUGGACGGGUGGAGGACACAGAAGCUCGCCGUCUUUUCCAGCAGAUUAUCUCAGCUGUAGACUACUGCCACAGACACAUGGUGGUCCACAGAGACCUCAAACCUGAGAAUGUCCUGCUGGACGCCAGCAAGAACGCUAAGAUUGCUGACUUUGGACUGUCAAACAUGAUGUCAGAUGGAGAAUUCUUACGAACAAGCUGUGGUUCACCCAACUAUGCAGCUCCAGAGGUCAUCUCAGGAAGGCUCUAUGCAGGCCCAGAAGUUGACAUCUGGAGCUGUGGGGUGAUCCUGUACGCCCUGCUGUGUGGCACUCUCCCCUUUGAUGAUGAACAUGUCCCUACACUGUUUAAGAAGAUCAGAGGAGGUGUCUUCUACAUCCCAGAGUACCUGACCCGCUCUGUGGCCUCGCUGCUCAUGCUCAUGCUGCAGGUGGAUCCUCUGAAGAGAGCCACCAUCAAAGACAUCAGGGAACAUGAGUGGUUUAAGCAGGACCUACCAGGCUACCUGUUCCCGGAGGACCCGUCGUAUGAUGCUACAGUCCUAGAUGAAGAGGCUGUCAAAGAAGUGUGUGAGAAGUUUGAAUGCACCGAGUCUGAGGUCAUGUCCAGUCUCUACAGUGGAGAUCCACAGGACCAGUUAGCAGUAGCCUAUCACCUCAUCAUAGAUAACCGGCGCAUCAUGACCCAGGCCAGCGAGUUCUACUUGGCAUCCAGUCCUCCGCAGGGUUCUUUCAUAGAAGAGGGCAUGCCACUACCCCCUGGGGUCAAACCCCACCCAGAGAGGAUGCCUCCACUCUUAGCUGACAGCCCCAAGUCUCGUUGUCCUCUCGAUGCUCUCAACACCACCCGACCUAAACCGCUGGCAGUGAAGAAAGCCAAGUGGCACCUGGGUAUCAGGAGUCAGAGCAGACCCUAUGAUAUCAUGGCUGAGGUGUACAGAGCGAUGAAACAGCUCAAUUUUGACUGGAAGGUGGUGAAUCCGUAUCAUCUGAGAGUGCGGAGGAAGAAUCCAGUGACGGGCAACUUGGUGAAAAUGAGCCUACAGCUUUACCAGGUGGACAACAGAUCCUACCUCCUCGACUUCAAGAGCAUUGAUGAUGACAUCAUCGAGGCAGUUGGCUUUAAAUCGGGCUCAUCCACCCCUCAGAGGUCGGGCUCCACAGCUGGCCUCCACAGACCCAGGCUGAGCAUCGACUCAGCAAGCCCAGCGAUUGAUCUGCCUCAGCUCAGCUCCUCUCUCCCAGGAUCCCUGUCGGGUAGCUCCCCUAUGCUGGCCCCACGCCAGGGAUCACACACCAUGGACUUCUUUGAAAUGUGUGCCAGUCUGAUCACCACACUGGCACGCUGAGACCUGCCAACUCCUAGCCUUGCUGUAACCUGGAUGUCAGUGGGGUUUUUAAGCUAAUUGCACAUCUGGGAUGUAGGGAGUGUAGAUGUUUGGUGUGACUUCCUCUUUCUGUCUCCUCUCCAUCUGUUCCAGUUGUACUGGGCUAGAAGGGUAAGAGGAAUAGUCACAGCAAUGCUUGUGUGGUGUUCACCACAGAUUAAUUGCUUAUUUUUUUUCUUGUUUUGACACAGUAGUUGGGUCAAAAUCUUGGUGUUGAAACAUCAGGCCACAGCCUGUGAAAACUGAUCCUGGGAUUGGAAUCUGUGAACUAGCAGAGGCCAUAGAAGCGAGAGGCCAGAGGUCACAAUUCUCAGCAAAGGUCAAGUUCACUGUCACUCCUCCCACAAAUAUUUUCAAUUUGUUAUCAGCUGCUGAAAUGUCAUCACCCAGCAUACCACUUAAUGCCGGAAAUCCAGCUGAGUUCACCCUAGACACUGAUCAGAGGUCAGAUUAGCAUCUUGUCCCAUAUUUUAAUUGGGGCACUGGUUGUUAAAACUUACAGUUAAAUCUGUGUCUGAAGGAACAUAACUACAUGUAAAAUUUCAAGUUUUAUAUUAUAUGGUUUGUAAAGAAGCUUUUGUUAUCCAUGUAUUAUAUUUGUAUUACAAUCAUAUUGCGUAGCUGAAAAGGUUGACAAAGAUAUACCAAAAAACAGAAUUUAUACAUCAUAAAGAUUAUUAUUUAGAUAUCAGAUCCAUAUUUAUUUUUGAGAGAUUGUUUUUUUUAGGCACUGUAGUUUUAUUAUUUGAGCACUGCAUCAACACAGAGUUUUAACUUGACUUUGAAUAGAUUGUAGAUGAUCAAUGAACCUCGAGAGACAGCGGGAUGGUAGAACAGUAAUGCUCUGCUUGAUACUGAUAAGAUAUGUGUUGCAUUUAGUGUUGAAGACUGUUGCACACCAUCUCACAUGAGUUUUUACAACCACUAUACUGCCAUGAACUAUCCGUUUCAAAGCAUACAUAUCACUAUUUUCUUCCCAUGAAAGCAUUAUUUUAUACAUGCGACACACACGCAGAAUCCUUUGCACUAACAAAGCAACUGUUGCUCAAAGUGUCAGCGCUGCUCCCCCAUUCAUGCACAGAAUGUAUUUUUAAAAAAGCAAGCAGGCUGGUGACAUCAGGAGGACAGACAUGGCAGUCAGUCACGUAUUCAGUAACAUGAAUAAGGACAGGUGUUGCUCACUGUAACAGGCAUUGCAACAAGUUUUAGAGAAGCUAGUUUUAUUAUUCUUUUUAGUAAUCACACUACAAGUUGUAAAAAAAAAAAUGGAGCCUAAUUACUAAUGUAUAAAACUGAUUUCCUCUAACGGUAAAACACAUUUAUUACACAUUAAUGUCCAAUGCUAUUUUUUAUUUGAGAAAUAACUUCGAUAAAUUUCAUCAAUUGUCCAGAUUUACAUAAACUUAGCCCUCUGUCCAGUCCUUAUGUGAACAGAUAAGAAAGCGAAAUCCAUGUGAGAUGGUGUGAAUCUACUGUAGGAGAGUAAAAGCCACAGAAACCUUUCUCCAGUUGCCUUAAAGAAUGCAACACAGUAAUUCUGUGCAUCUGUAUAUGGAGACUGUGUUCAGUGUGUGUUGGAGAUCAGUGUGCCACGGGGUUGUCAUGUUUUGCUACUGAUUUAAUGCUGGUGUGUUAGGAAGGUGUUUGGUACAGCUGUAAUGUCUGGCAGGUCAGAAUCAGAAAAGGGGGUGACGACAGAUGGUUCAGUGAAUUGUAGCUGUUUGGACUGUUGUUGGUUUUGUUCAGUCUGCACUUAAAAACUAACUUACUGAGGCCAGCAGUGUGUGUGAAUGCACAGCUUUUACUGUACCUGUUGUUUGUGCUCCGUAUUGAUAAACGCUACGGUUUGAUUACUUUUAGAACUGUUCUGCACCGUCCUGUCAACUUAUACCUUAGUGAUGCGGUGUUUCGCUGUGGUCGUACCUGAUGCAUUUUCCAAGUCUUUUUUUCAAUGAAUGUAAAGUGAAAGCUGGUGCUGCUCAUGUGAAACCUCUUGUCUGAGUUUGCUGUCUUGGUUUUAAAGCACCAUUGUUGUACAGGAGUGUUACCUUUAUACUGUUUGCAGUGAAACAGAGGUCAGAGGGAUAGUUGGUAUUUUUCUGUAGUUUAAAUAAGCCAUUCAGAAAUAAAUACUGUUAUGUAUAAGUACAAUCAAGUACUGUGGACAAGUGGAACAAUACAUUUUGAAAUAAUUCAAUAACUCUAUGUCAUGAUUGGGAGAUUUUGUUCAUUAUUGUUAUUUUUACAGGCUGGUGGCUUGUGAUUGGCUGAAAGGCAAAGAGGCAGGGCUUGACAUCAUGGUUAUGACAAGUGGCAUAAAUGAAAGUGUCGUUAGGAAAAAUAUUAAGAGCAACUGUGAUAAAACAAUACUGAAAUAACAAACGGGUGGAGAUGCAAUCAACAAAUUAUUUCACAGUUUAAUGGUUCAUGUGUAAACUAUUUAUUUCAUGAUGUCUUAUUUAUUUCUUUAAUGUUGGCCAUGUUAAAGGUUCACAAGCAUCAGUCUCGACUUUGACUGUUCAACUAAAUCCAUGUUGUUGCCUGAGUGCUUUGUUGAACCUACAGUUGAUGUCAUUUGAAUCAUUUUUGUUGGCGUUGUGUUUGAAAUGAAUUCAGUGAUUUUUGCCUUAUGAGAGCAUCGUGCAGACAUUUGCUUGAAACAUUGAAGGCCACACUCUUUGAUACUCUGCUGAAACCCUUUAUUACAUGUGUAGUGUUUUUAUGUCCUGUGUAGGUUCUCUGUUCUGACGGCAGGUACACUGCUGAUUAUUCUUUGAUGUCGGGGAAAUGGCACUCCCUGCUGCAAGACACGUGCAACUGACCUGAACACUAAGCCACGCUCUUUGUCAAUCAUCUGUAUUACACUAUGUUGCAGUGUCUUAAAAGACUUGUCCUCUGUAUAGUGAGCAACUUUGGGAUCAUAUGUGGCCCUUUAUGCAUUCAUUCCUGGUACUGCUGCUCAUGACAACACAAUGCAAAACACGUAUCAAUGAAGUGCACUAUCCUGCAGAAGUCAUGGGUCAGAGUUAAAAACUCCUCUGAUAUCACCAGUAUUUACUGUCAGGUGAAGUACUACCAUUAAAACUGUAUGCAACUACCAGUGGCAUGUUAGUCAUGUUAGCGCAUCUGUGUCUAGGGCUGGAACACAUGCCGGAGGGCCUAUUUAAAUACAGACUUUCCAUGUUGUACCAAAGUGAAUAUUUUCCACAGCAAAGCUGUGCUCUGUUUCACUGUAGUGGGGAUCUUAUGACUAGUGUAACCUUAAAUACCCCAGUGUAUGUUGUGAGUGCGAUAUCUGUGUGUGCACACUAGUUAUUGUGUGUACAAGGGUAUGUUUCUGUGUGUGAGUGUGUGUUUGAGCUGUCCCUCCCUGUCUGAUUGGGGUUUGGAUUUCUCUUGUAAUGCACUGCAUGAUAUUGCUGUUAUGAUUUGCACUUUAAUGAGUAUUUAUUGAAAAACAAUAAACAAGCAUAUAAAAAAUU
Amphiprion ocellaris (clown anemonefish) is the source of this 5316-nucleotide messenger RNA. RefSeq names its product protein kinase, AMP-activated, alpha 2 catalytic subunit (gene prkaa2). Bases 122 to 1795 code for a protein of 557 amino acids. The record is from RefSeq and is a predicted model, not a curated record. Gene Ontology annotation, cellular component: cytoplasm. NCBI's taxonomy places the organism in Eukaryota, Metazoa, Chordata, Actinopteri, Pomacentridae. The transcript has 10 exons. Gene Ontology annotation, biological process: protein phosphorylation; intracellular signal transduction. Gene Ontology annotation, molecular function: protein serine/threonine kinase activity; ATP binding.